UUUUUUUUUUUUUUUUUCCUCGUGUGACGACAGAAGCCGUUUGCUGCGCUGGGAACGUACGGACCGGGCCACGAACCGAGCCGCUCAUCCAACUGACCAGUGCAGGGUACUAUCAAGGGUAAUCUAAAAUGUCUAACGGUUAUGAAGAUCACAUGGAUGAAGUGUGCAGAGAUGACAUGGGUAGAACAAACUUGAUUGUAAACUACCUUCCUCAGAACAUGACACAGGAUGAAUUGCGCAGCUUAUUCAGCAGCAUCGGUGAAGUGGAGUCUGCAAAACUUAUCCGGGAUAAAGUUGCAGGUGAAUGUCACAGUUUAGGAUAUGGCUUUGUGAAUUAUUUAAAUGCAAAAGAUGCUGAAAGAGCAAUAAAUACACUUAAUGGACUGAGACUCCAAUCAAAGACUAUAAAGGUAUCCUUUGCCCGUCCAAGUUCUGAAAACAUUAAGGAUGCUAAUCUGUAUAUCAGUGGACUCCCAAGGACAAUGACACAGAAGGACGUAGAAGACAUGUUUACAGGUUUUGGCCGUAUCAUCAAUUCACGUGUCCUUGUUGAUCAAGCCACAGGUUUGUCCCGUGGUGUUGCGUUUAUACGGUUUGAUAAGCGAUCGGAAGCCGAAGAGGCAAUUGCCAGCUUCAAUGGGCAUAAACCACCAGGUUCAUCAGAACCAAUCACAGUAAAAUUUGCUGCCAAUCCUAACCAGAAUAAAAACAUGGCUCUUCUUUCCCAACUAUGCCACUCUCCAGCACGGCGCUUUGGAGGGCCAGUCCAUCAUCAAGCUCAAAGAUUCAGGUUUUCUCCCAUGGGUGUUGAUCACAUGAGUAGUAUAUCUGGCGUGAAUGUUGCAAGCAGUGCUUCAUCUGGCUGGUGUAUCUUCAUCUACAACCUGGGACAAGAUGCUGAUGAAGGAAUUUUGUGGCAGAUGUUUGGUCCCUUUGGAGCAGUCACUAAUGUGAAGGUUAUCCGUGAUUUUAACACCAACAAGUGCAAAGGCUUUGGUUUUGUUACCAUGACAAACUAUGAAGAAGCUGCAAUGGCCAUUGCAAGUCUUAAUGGCUAUCGUCUAGGGGACAAAACCUUACAGGUUUCCUUCAAAACCAACAAGUCACACAAAUAACUUGCUCUUAAAAUUUUGUAUGGAAUAGAAAAAAUAAGAUUGACAAAGUUGUGGGGGGAAUCAUUUUUUUUUUUUUUUUCUUUUUCCUUUUUUUUUUUUUUUUUUUUAAUUUUUUUUUUUUUGUCUGUGACCCAUUUUGCACCAUUUUUCACAAGUGUAUUUUGUCUUAGUCUUCAUGAAAAGUGGAAAAAGAUUUUUUAUACUCUGGGGAUGCAACAUACAUGUUCAAAUGUUUGAGAGAUCCCACCAUAAUAGACCAAUUUUAAGUUGCUUAAGUUAUUUACUUUAAAUAUGCAAAUAAAAUUAAAGAUGAAUAGUUAACAUAAGUCUACCCUAUAGACGGUGGUAAAUGAAAGCAUGCUUAAACCUUGAAGACUUCAAAAAGGUUAGCUCUGUGGGAUGUUGUGUUCCAGACACUGGAAAUAACUUUAUUUUAAUUACAUUUUCCGACAUGCAUCAAAACUUUUUUCCCACUACCCCCCCCCCCCCCCCCCCCCUCUCCCUUCAUACUAAAGAGCUUGUAGGUUUGCUAAGAUAAUAUGUCUGCAGUUUACAUUAUUAGAGCUAACCACAGACAUUUAAACCUUUUAGAAAGGAGAUCUUUAUUAGCAGCAUGUCUGUUAUAUGUGCAGUCCCAUGCUGGGCAUCAUUUGACUGUCUGCUAUAUCUUCAGUAGGUGGCAUGAGUUUUUUGUUUUUUUGUUUUUUUAAAUGGCGGAGUGAGUAUUUUAAAUUUCUUUUUGGAAAUGAAGAUUGGCUUUGUGUGGAUUUAUUAAUCUUAAAUUCUGAGUGAGAAAUACUUUGACCUCAUUUUCAAGCCUCCUGGAAUGUGAAUACAACUGAUCUCACUAAAACUGGUAGAGGGCAAAGUUGCCAUUCACCCUUCUACUGUAUUUAGAAGUCUAGAUAUUAAGGGACACUUUCACCUGUUGAAAAAUAUGUUAAGUUCUCGCCAAACACCUUUAUUAAACAUGUAUAUAGAUUACUGUUAUUUAACUAGUAUGGGCCUACAUUGUAAAUAGGUUAUGAAAGAGCCAUCACCUUGUGCAACAUUAAAUAACCAAUUUGAAAGUUUUUAACUUUUUUUUUUUUUUUACUCCAUAAGCCCAUUUAAUGAUAGGGAAGGACCAAAGAGUUCCAUAGAAACUCAAAAAAUUCCAGAGUUAUGUUUCAAACUCUUAAAAACCUGUUCAACAUUGCUAUAGUUUUUUUGUUUUUUUUUUCCUUUUUUUUUUUUCCCCUUUUUAUUCCCGUUUGGAUAAAAUGCGUAUUGUGCAGUAUGUUUUGACACUUCAUAAACACAUUCAUUUAUAUAUCCCGCACAAAGAACAAUAUUGAUACAGACAAAUCUUAUUUUAUAAAAACCUUUAUAAACAUUUGAGCAUUUUUUUCCCCCUCUUUUUUUUUUUUUUUUUUUUUUUUUUGGCAUCCCAUUUUUGUGACUUAGUGGUUUGUUUUUUUCCCCUGUCUUUAUUGGGAUUUUUGACCAUUCUCUUAAGUAGCAGAUUUAUUUUCAAGUUAAAUAUUAACAUAUUUGAUUACUAUUACUAGUUAAAGUACAAUUAACCCCCAUCCCAAGUUUUUUACAGACUGCCUUGAACUUUUUAGUUUUGUUCCUCUUAAUUUUCUUUUGCUUUUUUGUGUUUUGUUUGUUUUACUUUUGCAUUUGACUAUUAAAUUUGAUUUUGUUUUGCUCAAA
Molecule: messenger RNA, 2813 nt
Organism: Bombina bombina (fire-bellied toad)
Lineage: Eukaryota; Metazoa; Chordata; Amphibia; Anura; Bombinatoridae
Gene: ELAVL1
Product: ELAV like RNA binding protein 1
Exons: 6
Coding region: 129-1115 (328 amino acids)
Cellular component (GO): ribonucleoprotein complex
Molecular function (GO): RNA binding
Source: RefSeq, a predicted model, not a curated record